AGGGUUCUUUCUAUUAGUAUCAUGGGGCUUUUCACGGCAACUGGUUACUUUCUAAUAGUGCUUGUUACUGUUCGGGCUAACUCACUUGAAUCAGGAAGCAGAAUUAUAGGUGGGGUAAACUAUGGCAUCGAGAAAAUUCCGUAUCAAUUGUCCUUGGAAAAGUCAGGAAAACACAUCUGUGGAGCUACUAUACUUGGCGAAAAACGUGCAAUAACAGCCGCUCAUUGCACAUUUGGAAUUCCUGCUUCUGAACUUAAGGUUCGAGUAGGAUCUAAUCAAAUACAAAACGGAGGUCAGCUUAUCCAAGUAUCAAAUUGCAGUCAACAUCCCAAUUUCGAUAACAUAACCUUAGAGAAUGACAUAUCAAUUCUGCUACUGGAAAACUCUAUUAAAAUGAACAAGACAAUUAAAGCAAUUGAUCCAAAUUGGAAAGAUGCAAUUAAAGUUAAUACUACUGUACUUACUUCCGGCUGGGAUGGAAAUAUAUUGCAUGCUCUCAACCUCAGUAUCAUUGAUCGUGACACAUGCCAAAAAUAUUUCACUAUGGUAAGAUUAACUAACAAUAAGAUUUGCGCUACAUCGAAUGAUACCAAAAAUGGACCAUGUGAAGAUGAUUCCGGCAGUGCUUUAGUAUUGAAUAAUAAAUUAAUUGGUAUUACAUCUUGGACCAAGUGUAAUUCCACCAAUUUUCCAACUAUAUUCACAAACGUUCAAAAUUAUGAAGACUUCAUAAAAAUAUACUCUAACGGUGUUUUCAAAAUGUCAUUAAGUAAUAUCGCUUAUUUUAUUUGUAUACUACACAUUAUAUUUAAUUCAUUUAAUUGAUCAUAUUCUAUUAAU
Messenger RNA from Nicrophorus vespilloides, 840 nucleotides. Its product is annotated as trypsin-4-like. Gene Ontology annotation, biological process: proteolysis. The coding region runs from base 22 to 825 and encodes 267 amino acids. NCBI's taxonomy places the organism in Eukaryota, Metazoa, Arthropoda, Insecta, Coleoptera, Silphidae. The record is from RefSeq and is a predicted model, not a curated record. The transcript is spliced from 4 exons. Gene Ontology annotation, molecular function: serine-type endopeptidase activity.